UCCAUGAGCCCCGACGGCGACCUCGUGUUGGCGGGGGCCGGGCGGCUGCUGCAGCUAUGGCACAGGAGGGACGACAGGGGCGCCGUCGCAGAGCUACCCGAGCACCUGGGCGAGGCCAACGCCGUCACCUUCAACCAGGACGUGCCCGGCUGCUUCAUGGUGACGUGCGACAGGAACGUGGCCUUCAUGUGUUGGGGCAGCGCCGGCGGCGGCCCCCAGGUGCAGCCGGGCCAGCUCGUCACCAGGUGCCCCGGCAGGCUGCUGGACUCGGUGUACCUCCGCGGCACCACCAACGCCAUCUCCGUGUCAGACAAGGGGUUCGUCGUCCUUUGGUCGGACCCCCCGAUCUACGCCCCGAGCACCAAGGUGAGUCGGCGGGUGUACUGCAUCGACAAGGACGGGCUGACGGCGCUCGCCGAGGUGGACGGGUAGGUGCGCGCGAGGGACGCCCCGGCGGCGCACCAGGCGCACUCUCUCAGCAGGCCUGACGCCGCCGCCUCCCCCUGCAGCAUGGUGGU
This is a messenger RNA of Frankliniella occidentalis (western flower thrips), 518 nucleotides long. RefSeq lists its product as uncharacterized. The coding region runs from base 4 to 432 and encodes 142 amino acids. Gene Ontology annotation, molecular function: protein binding. The transcript is spliced from 2 exons. The record is from RefSeq and is a predicted model, not a curated record. NCBI's taxonomy places the organism in Eukaryota, Metazoa, Arthropoda, Insecta, Thysanoptera, Thripidae.